AUGGGUAAUGUUCACUCUUCGUCAAGUUCGUCCGAUGUGCUUCCUGUCGAUGAUUCCGUAUACUGGCUGAAAUGUGCAAAAGGUACGAUUGCCGUUUUCAGUCUUGGAAGCACUCGGUUUAUGAAAGUCGCUCGAGGUCGUAACAGCGAAGGAACUUGUGUGUGGAAGGUUUUUCUUACUCAGGAAGACUCAUCAGUCUAUGAGCCUUAUCGAAAGGAGCUCUUUCGAAUCCGGGAUGCACUUGUGAAUGCACCAAAUUGUUGUACAGUCAAAAAGAUAUACACAAUUGAGCGUAGAAUCAUUCAGGUGACCCCCAAAUGGGCCGUGCUAAUCCGUCCUUUUCAAAAGCAGACUCUUUGCGACCGAUUAAGUACUAGACCGUUUAUAGUCCAACAGGAAAAAAUCUGGUACAUUUAUCAGCUGUUCAAAGCGAUUGCACAAUGUCAGAAGGCAAAUGUUUGUCACGGUGAUCUGAAAUCGCAAAAUGUGCUUCUUACAUCUUCUAAUUGGUUGCAAAUCACCGACUUCGCUCCUUACAAACCUACUUAUCUUCCUCAUGAUAAUCCAUCCUCAUUCACAUUCUUCUUUGACACUAGUCGCCAUCAGCACUGCUAUUUAGCUCCAGAACGUUUUCUUUCGUCAGUGGAUUAUGAGAAUAUUCACAAGGAAAAGGGGGACGAGUGGCUUUUUGGCUCACUCCAACCUUCGAUGGAUCUCUUCGCCGUUGGGUGUGUUGUUUAUGAACUCCUGCAUGACUCGGGAAAGCCUCCCUUCUCAUAUGGAGAGCUUUGUCUUUAUCAGAGAAUGUCAAGCAGUGACGCUGCCUCAUUCUUGGAAAGGUAUUUGCUUGUUGACCGCUUUCCUUCGAGCUCGCCUAAUUUCUCUUCAUUUCCUAGCCCUCGUGGGGUGUUGAAUGUCACAUUAUGGUGUGAGGAAGUAGCGAAAACAUUCCAAUUUCUUCGUAUUUUCAGGCUACUCCAGGAUAUUGCUGCACAGUUUCGCCCAUUAUUGAAAUUGUUGUUGAAUCGAGACCCAUCCCUUCGCGUCUCAGCACAACAAGUGUUAGAUGGAUCUGUGCUACAUUUUCCUAAAGUUCUGGAUGCUUUCUUCAGUUACUUAAAUGCAUUUCGUCCAAAGGAAAUAACGACGUCACAGUCGUUGGAAGGCUUUGAACAGUCUCAAAUGGCGUUCCAUCUCGAACCCGACGAUGUCAUUGCAAAGCUCAAACGAGAUGAAAAAUCUAUAUGGGAGCGUCUCACUGAGUGUGAAGAAAGCCGUCCUUAUGCCAUACUCUUCAUAUCGCUCAUCACUGCAAACAUACGAGUACUGCGAAGUGUGCCUGCGAAAAUUGUGAGUUUUUCUCGAGAAAUUUCACCAGUUGUCAGUUUUCCGUGGUUGGUAAGGCUAAAUCUAAAACAUAAUCGACCUUUUAUCCAGGAUGCCAUGAAUAUGCUCGUGAAGCUGGCGUCAUUGUGUGGUCCGGUGGUGUCAACAGAGCGAGUAUUGCCCUACCUGGUUUGCUGCUUGUCCGAAGUCGACGCUCAAGUUCGGGCAUCGGCGGUGUAUUCCAUCACUGAGCUUCUACGUCCAAUUGAACCGGCAACUUUUGAAGAUUCAUUGGUGUUCAUUGAUUACUUGCUGCCGGAACUGGCGAGUUAUAUUUGGAUUCCUUCCUCGAUGCUGAGUGAUAAACGACAUCCUUGUCCGACUCACGUUCUUCUGGCUGUAGCGACGAAUCUCGGUGAUAUCGCAGAAACCGCUUACAGAUUUCAUGUAGUUGGACGAAAUUUGCGAAAUGGUGUUGCAGAUGAUGAAAUUUCGGGAGCGGAAAACAUAUCGGGCGGCGAGAUACUGCUCCGUCAUAUGAUUACCUUCCUAAAUGUUAAAAGUGACUGGCGACUACGUGCAGUAUUUUUCGAGUCACUCCCAAUAUGUGUGCAGAAAAACAGCUUCGAUGUGAAGCCCUUGUUACAACAGGUGACAUUACUAGAACUUGAACCUUGUCGCUUUACGCGGCUAACUUUGUUCCUUGUUCAGGGAUUACACGAUUUUGAAGAGCUGGUGGUGAUUCACGCAAUACAUUGUAUUAUUGUUCUUGUGGAAACUGGUGUGUUGGGAAGGAACGAAAUGUUGGAGCUUCUGGAAGAUACACUACCAUUUUUGUCUCAUCCGAAUGAAUGGAUACGCGUUACAGUCGUUGAGCUGUUGAUUGUACUCGACUCCUGUUGGUCACUGGCGGAUGUGCAUUGUCGUUUGUUACCGUUGGUUCGACCUUACUUGCAAGACUCCUCUCUGUUGCGUCUCAAUAACAAGUUAGUUGUGCUUACGUGCUUGAAAUCGCCCAUACCUCGCGAUGUCUGGAAGAAAGUGACGGAAAUGAGUCCUGAACAAACAGAAGCACUUCAUCUUUUUCUGGGUAAGGAGUGGAAAUUCUGA
This is a messenger RNA of Haemonchus placei, 2436 nucleotides long. The record is from the annotation of a GenBank genome assembly. Lineage: Eukaryota; Metazoa; Nematoda; Chromadorea; Rhabditida; Trichostrongylidae.